Molecule: messenger RNA, 918 nt
Organism: Ogataea angusta
Lineage: Eukaryota; Fungi; Ascomycota; Pichiomycetes; Pichiales; Pichiaceae
Exons: 1
Coding region: 1-918 (305 amino acids)
Biological process (GO): purine nucleobase biosynthetic process
Cellular component (GO): cytosol
Molecular function (GO): methylenetetrahydrofolate dehydrogenase (NADP+) activity; methylenetetrahydrofolate dehydrogenase (NAD+) activity
Source: RefSeq, a predicted model, not a curated record
AUGUCACCAGGAAAAACCAUUCUGGCGUCCAAGAUCGCCAAGCGCUUCACCGACGAGAUCCAAGCCAAGGCAGCCUUGCUAGCUAGACGUCCCAAGCUUGUAGGCUUGCUUGCCAACCCGGACCCUGCUGCCAAACAGUAUGCUGAAUGGACUGGUAAGACGAGCGAGUCGUUGGGAUUCGAUUACCAGUUGAUCCAGGUCGAAAAGGAGCAGCUGGAGGACCAAAUCUAUAAAUGCAACGAUGACUCGUCGGUUAACGGUAUCAUGGUGUACUUUCCCGUCUAUGGAGACGGUCAAGAUCGCUAUUUGCAACAGUGUGUUGCGAUCGAGAAAGACGUCGAAGGUUUGAAUUUCCGCUACGUGUCCAACAUGUACCACAACAUACGGUAUCUGGAUGAAAAGCAGGAGAAAAAGUCCAUUCUGCCUUGCACCCCUCUUGCGAUUGUGAAGAUCUUGGAGCAUUUGGGAGUCUAUAACCCUCUGUUAAACUAUGGUGACAGAUUGUAUGGAAAGACGAUCACUGUUGUCAACCGUUCUGAAAUUGUGGGAAGACCCCUAGCAGCCUUGCUUGCUAACGAUGGUGCUACCGUUUAUUCGGUUGAUAUCAAUAGCAUCCAAAUCUACGAGCGUGGCGAUGGUCUGAGAUUCAAAAAGCACGUCGUCCUUGACUGCGAUAAGAGCCUCAAAGAAUGCGCGCUGUCAUCUGAUGUCAUCAUUACCGGGGUUCCUUCAGAGUCGUACAAGUUCCCUACCGAAUACGUCAAACGCGGUGCUGUGGCCAUCAACUUCUCAAGCCACAAAAACUUCAAUGACGACGUAAAAGACGUCGCCUCCCUUUAUGUUCCGUCCAUCGGGAAAGUCACUAUUGCCAUGCUGUUGCGCAACUUGCUGAGAUUAAUAGAGAACAAUGCUAAAUAG